This is a messenger RNA of Lodderomyces theae, 747 nucleotides long. Its product is annotated as U2 snRNP complex subunit. The transcript has a single exon. The record is from RefSeq and is a predicted model, not a curated record. Bases 1 to 747 code for a protein of 248 amino acids. Gene Ontology annotation, cellular component: U12-type spliceosomal complex; nucleolus. Gene Ontology annotation, molecular function: RNA binding. Gene Ontology annotation, biological process: positive regulation of mRNA splicing, via spliceosome. Lineage: Eukaryota; Fungi; Ascomycota; Pichiomycetes; Serinales; Debaryomycetaceae.
AUGUCCUCAAUAUUUCGAAAACUACCGGAUUCCGAAAGGAACACCAAUGCGUCUUUGUACUUUGGAAAUCUAGACCCGCAAUGUCUGGAGUUGUUGAUGUACGAGUUGUUUAUUCAGUUUGGCCCGGUGAAAAAUAUCAACAUGCCUAAAGAUCGUGUACUCAAAACACACCAAGGUUAUGGCUUUGUUGAAUUCAAGAACCCACUAGAUGCAAAAUACACCGAGGACAUCCUACGAGGAGCAAGACUCUAUGGGAAGCUGUUGAAGUUGAAGAGGUUGGACUCGAAGCCACAAACGCAACAGCGACUGCAAGUGGGUACAUAUGUUAGCACUAAACUGGAGUUGUUGAGUGACAAAUACAUUGAUGUCGGAGCUAGAGUGUUUGUUAACAACUUGAAUCCAUUGAUCGAUGAAAAGUUUUUGAUGAAUACAUUCCUGAAGUUUGGCACCGUUAUAAAAGAACCUGAAAUCAAACGAGAUCAUGAAGGAACUUCAAUGGGAUUCGGGUUUGUCACAUUUGGAGACUUUGAGACUAGCGACUUGGUCAUCGAAAAACUAAACAAUACCAUUCUAAUGAACUCAAAGAUCAGUUUGGAUUAUGCAUUCAAAAGUGAACUUGGGGAAAAUGGGAAAAGGGUACGCCAUGGAGACGAAGCUGAGAGAAAGCUAGCUGCAAAUGCAAAGAAGAACAACUUGCUUAAACUGAAAAGUAAUGGCAGGGUAAAUAAGAAAGGUAAACAUAAGUGA